This is a messenger RNA of Asparagus officinalis (garden asparagus), 777 nucleotides long. RefSeq lists its product as uncharacterized. The coding region runs from base 1 to 777 and encodes 258 amino acids. The transcript has a single exon. The record is from RefSeq and is a predicted model, not a curated record. Lineage: Eukaryota; Viridiplantae; Streptophyta; Magnoliopsida; Asparagales; Asparagaceae.
AUGACCACAGGUACUUCAAUUAGGAUUUCAUCAAUGGUGGAGGACGCUACUCUCUCUCCUUUGGAGCGCGAGCGAAGAAGGAGUGCGGCACGGUCUGUGGCUGAUUUCCAAGACACUCUAGCCGGCUGCAUCAAGCUCGCUUUGGAGGAGAGUUGUCCCUUCGAGAGUUUUGAAGAGGAUCUUAACUACAUCGUGGGCUUCUUAAUCAAGAGGCUUGGCCAUACCGCGAUGAAACCCUACUUCCAGCGUAAGGAGGAAGUGAAGGAAGCGGUUCAACAGCUGCUCGUUCUUCGCGCGAAGAGUUCCACUCUCGUGGAUCUUGCAAUCAGCGAAGUCCGAGCAGCGGUGGAAGAACGCGAUCGCCGUCUGGACGAGACCAUGUCGCUGGAGGCGAAAUUGUCAGCAGAGUUGGAGCAGGCCAAGGCUGAGGAUGAACGAAUGGCCUUCGAGCGACAGAAGGCCGAUAACCGUGUCUCUCGUUUGUCUUCGGAGGUAGAGAAUCUGAAGCAGGUUAUAGCUAAGGCACAAGCUUCAUUGGCCAUUCAGGAGAAGGCUUGUGAACAGGCGGUCAAAGAGUUGGAAAGCAUUAAAUCUCGCCAGCAACUGACGGCUAAUUCCGUCGAGGAAAAGGCUCGAGCCUAUAGGGAGGUCAAAGAGACCGUCCAAGACUUGGCCUCACGCACUGAGGAAGACCUUCGCCAGGAGAUUUUGAGGAGGCUAGAGCAUCGCCAUGCUAGGGAGAUUCGUGAGGCGGAACUGCAGUUGAAAGCCUUGUAA